Dibothriocephalus latus is the source of this 573-nucleotide messenger RNA. The record is from the annotation of a GenBank genome assembly. NCBI's taxonomy places the organism in Eukaryota, Metazoa, Platyhelminthes, Cestoda, Diphyllobothriidea, Diphyllobothriidae.
AUGGCAGAUCCUAAAAUAAUAGCUGACGCCCUUGAAUCAGAAGAAUCUUUUUUUCAGAAAGAACCCGUUCUGCCAAAAGAAAAAAUUAUGGGGCUCUGUACUACCCAGUUGAUCCUGGCCAUUUUAAUGCUGAUUCUGCUCGUAAGGGAGCUGUUCAUAGCUCGGAAUCCCACGAUGAGCGACCCUCCGCUGAACGAUCAAAACAUGGAGACUAUCGGAAACAUUGUCGAUCGAGAUGUCAUACAGAUUAAUCCCAGUAUACUUAUCGACCUCCUCAUUAGCGACCCCAUGUAUGAAAGACAGGAGAAGGACGACCAGGUGUUGGAGGUGGUGCAAAAGGAGAGGGUGGAUGUUAUCUUCCAGAAGGCAGUCAGCUCAAUGCUCCGCCGUACUGUGGAAGGUAAAAGUCUGCCUAAAAGCAUAUCUUUUUUGCGUCGUGCUCUGAACACCCUGGAGCAGGAAGCGCGUGCACAACAAGAUGACCUCGCCGCGAACGCCGAGGACUCUAAAGAAGGAGAUGCUGGCAAUGAUAAAGACGAUAAUAAAAAGGCGAAGGGCGUUGUUCCAAGCUGA